GCGUGCGAAGCGGAUCGCUUAGCGGUUACGGUCGCGCGUUUGAUAGUGUAAGAGUCCUUUAGUUGACCAGUUAUUAAAUUUUUAUUUGACUAUUGAAUAUAAAGUUGACAGUGAUGUCGAGGGAAAACUCCAGGUUUAGCAGGCUAGGAGUCUUAGCUCCGGCGGCAUUGUCUGCCUGCAUGGAUGCUUCCGUGCUUGCAGUGCCGGCUGCUGGUGCAAUCGUUUCCACUGUCCUUAAGGAGUUGAGCAAGGCGUUCAUGCUUAAGAAGUGGUUCCAUGGAAUAAUGUCGGCUAAGGAAGCUGAAGAUUUGAUUAUGGAGAAAGGCAAGAACGGGUCGUUCCUGGUGAGAGAGUCACAAGCGCAUCCCGGCGAGUACGUGCUUUCGGUUCGAGUCAGAGGGCGGGUCAGUCAUGUUAUGAUCAGACGACAGCAUAAUAAAUACGACGUAGGCAGCGGCGAGCAGUUCGACGACUUGGUAGGCCUGAUCGAGCACUUUCGUUCGUAUCCCAUGAUUGAAACGUCUGGAGACGUGCUAAGGUUGUUGCAGCCAGUCAGCGGCACGAAACUUAGAGCUCAUGACAUCGACCAGAAGGUCCAGGAGAUGCAGGAAUCCGAAGAUCUACACAAGCUGGAUAAUAAAAGUGGAUUCGACGGAGAGUUCCACGCACUAAAGAUGCUGGAAGACAGACACGUGUUCACAACCAUUGAGGGAGAAAAGCCAAUAAACUCCGUCAAAAACAGAUACAGAAAUAUUCUGCCAUACGAUCAGACCCGAGUGGUGCUUCGUGGCUGCCAUAACAGGCCUGAUGCGGACUACAUCAACGCUAACUACAUACGAUCCUCUCGCCUCUGUGACUCCUCCAGCUCUGUUCAGUCAUCAAAUGAAAGCUUAGACAGCGUACAUUCUUUAAUAAUGAGAGGUGAGUCAAGGAAACCCACUCCGCUCGUGUCAAAAUCCCUGUCAGAUGACGCACUCAGAGAGGUGAAGUGGAGUUAUAAACUGGACAAAAUUAAUGGGAACCUAUGUGGUGAUGCAGUAAAAGACAAAAUCUACAUUGCCGCGCAAGGUUGCCUCUCAAAUACAAGAGAUGACUUCUGGAGGAUGAUAUGGCAAGAAGACGUAAGAAUCAUUGCCAUGAUUACAAACGAAUAUGAGAAUGGGAAGAAAAAGUGUGAGCGUUACUGGCCAUUAUCAGGGCGUGAGGAGAGGUUCGAUGGUCUCAUAGUGAAAUCAAUGUCGGAAACUCACUAUGAGGACUAUCUGUUGAGGGAACUGGAUGUAACGGACGAUAAAAAAUGCUGCAGAACAAUCUAUCAAUAUCAAUUUACGAGUUGGCCGGAUCACGGAACGCCAGCUGAACCCGACGGAGUGCUCAGCUUUAUCGCAGAUAUCAACAGAAAAAUGUAUCAAAUCACACACAGCAAAAAUGCUCCUGAACAGAAUAUGCUGUGCGUGCAUUGUUCAGCUGGAGUAGGCAGGACUGGCACAUUCAUUGUCCUGGACAUGCUUAUCGACAAAAUAAAAUCAGCUGGUUUCAACUGUGACAUUGACGUACAUAACACGGUGAAACUGGUGAGGGCGCAGCGAAACGGGAUGGUCCAGAAUAAGAUGCAAUACAGAUUCAUAUACCUCGCCCUGCAAGAUUACAUAGACAACAAAAAGUUCAAGCUGAAGAGAAAGGUGUACACAACAGACGCCUAAUAUCUAUACAUAUAUUAAGUGAACCAAAGUACAUAUUUAUAUGAACUAACUGUAAUUACUUAAUAUCAUUAAUUAUAACACAACGUGUUACGUACUGAGCUAUUGUUCUACUUGUUUCGAUUCUGUCACAUUCAGUCAUAAUUAUGUCUAGUUUACAUAAGAAUAAAUAAAUAAAUACUAUUAAAUUA
Achroia grisella is the source of this 1891-nucleotide messenger RNA. Its product is annotated as tyrosine-protein phosphatase corkscrew-like. Gene Ontology annotation, molecular function: protein tyrosine phosphatase activity. NCBI's taxonomy places the organism in Eukaryota, Metazoa, Arthropoda, Insecta, Lepidoptera, Pyralidae. Gene Ontology annotation, biological process: protein dephosphorylation. The record is from RefSeq and is a predicted model, not a curated record. The transcript is spliced from 12 exons. Bases 114 to 1703 code for a protein of 529 amino acids.